Trametes versicolor FP-101664 SS1 is the source of this 1831-nucleotide messenger RNA. Its product is annotated as kinase-like protein. Gene Ontology annotation, biological process: cell integrity MAPK cascade; protein phosphorylation; regulation of fungal-type cell wall organization. Gene Ontology annotation, molecular function: MAP kinase kinase activity; ATP binding. Lineage: Eukaryota; Fungi; Basidiomycota; Agaricomycetes; Polyporales; Polyporaceae. The transcript is spliced from 6 exons. The coding region runs from base 1 to 1446 and encodes 481 amino acids. The record is from RefSeq and is a predicted model, not a curated record.
AUGCAGUCGCUCCAUCCCAGCCCGGCGCGCCCAGCGGGGCCCCGCCCGUCCCACCGCCCCAUCUCCCCGGCUCCCUUCGCAGCCCAGGCAGUCGCUCCCCUCAACAUCCGCAAGGCCUCCAGGGAGCUCAACGUUCCCAACUCGAAUCCCUCCACUCUCCUCUCCCCUCCCACACCCAACCCACCGCUCUCCCGCUCACCCACACCAACCCUGAGCAUACCCAGCAUGCCAAUGCCCAGCUCGUCGCCCAGGCGAAAACCCAUGCUGCCCAAGAUCGACUUCAAGAGCAUCAGCAGCAAUAACGGCACGUUUGAGAUAUACGCAGGUGGGCCGCAGCCACAGGCCGCCUCUCCCGCGCCGCGUGCAGCGGGCGACGCCUCCAACGAGUCCACGAUCCGCCCCGACCAGACGAUAUCGCCGCGGCCACGGCCACCGCCGGCGGUGUCGAUGGAGAACCUGCGGCAGACGGUCGAGGAGUUCGACCAGUGGUCCGACGACCUGCUCGAGGAGCUCAGCCGGCUCGGCGAGGGCGCAGGCGGGGCGGUGUACAAGGUGCGCGACCGGCGGACGGGGAUGGUCAUGGCGCGCAAGACGAUCACGACGCUCGAGGCCCCGAUGAAGCAGCUGCUGCGCGAGAUCAAGAUCACGUCGAGCACGGAGCACGUCAACAUCAUACAUUUCUACGGGGCGUAUAUUAGCCCCAGCAGCAGCGAGGUGAAGGUGCUCAUCGACUACUGCGAGGGCGGCUCGCUCGAGUCGGUCGGGAAGCGCAUGAGAGAGAUCGGCGGCAGGGUCGGCGAGAAGGUGGCGGGGCGGCUCGCGGAGGGGAUCCUCCAAGGGCUCGCGUACCUACAUUCGAGGAAGACAAUCCACCGCGACAUCAAGCCGCCGAACAUCCUGCUUACACGCGAGGGCGUCGUGAAGCUGUGCGACUUUGGUGUCUCGGGGGAGCUGAUCAACUCCGUGGCCGGGACGUUCACGGGCACGAGCCUAUACAUGGCGCCGGAACGCCUGUCUGGCGUGGAAUAUACGAUACGAUCAGACGUAUGGUCUACAGGCAUUUCCCUACUCGAGCUCGUGACAAACCGGUUCCCGUUCCCCAACGAUCUCGCUGCGAUCGAGCUGAUGAUGUACAUCACCCAGAACGAGCCCCCGGAGCUUGAGGAUGAGGAGGAUAUCGAGUACAGCGCGGAGAUGAAAGACUUUAUCAAGAAAGCCCUGACGCGAGAUCCCACUCUGCGACCCGCACCGGCGGGUAUGCUCGAUCAUCCUUGGAUCGUGAGUAUGAUGCAGCAGAAGGUCGAUAUGGCGUACUGGAUGCGCAAGGUAUGGGGCUGGAAGAACCAGAAGAGCCACAGCUCUUCACGACCAAGCUCCAGCCGGAGCGAACACCCUUCUUCUCUGGACUCGUCGAUGGCAGGCCUAACCAUCAACUCUGACGCAUAGGCGUCAUGUUGUGCAGUAUCUUUCCCAGCUUUGGAUCUCUCGCUUCAACCAUGUCGGACGAUGUACACCUCACAUCCUUUCGUACUUCUUGUGCUGCCCGCGAUGUAGCCUUCAUUCGCCCUCGUGCCUAUAUCUGAUAUAUCCCAAAUUGCUGCAGCCCUUUUGCAUUCGCCGCUCGAUGAUGCCCUGUUGGGAUACUGGUCCAUCCUUUCUCCUUGCGUUUACCCGGUCGUUUCUCGCCGCGUUCCCUGCCGUCCUGACAUGUCUCCUUUCUCUGCCAAUCUGUCGCAGCUUUGUCCUCGUAAAUCAUACGCUCGCUCUUGAGAGACACAGAACAAACUACUUGUAAUCAUAGCUAGAACACAAUGUGAAACUCCAGGACUUC